Molecule: messenger RNA, 817 nt
Organism: Periophthalmus magnuspinnatus
Lineage: Eukaryota; Metazoa; Chordata; Actinopteri; Gobiiformes; Gobiidae
Product: ladderlectin-like
Exons: 9
Coding region: 102-698 (198 amino acids)
Source: RefSeq, a predicted model, not a curated record
AGCAGAAGAACUCCACAGCAUCAGUGCACUACUACUACUACGACUACUACUACAACAACAACUACUACAGUUCAUCUUGAAGAACACCCCUAAAUUUGAAGAUGAAAACUGUUGUGAUUUUUCUCCUUUUUGCUGUCGCAUUGACAGCCACAGCCGCCCCAGCAGAAGAGGCUCCUGUGCAAAAAGUGGAACUGAAAGAGGAGCCUAAACCAGCAGCUUCAGUUGAAGUUCUAGUAGAGGAGGUGGAGGUGAAGGAGGAGGCUACACCAGAAGCUGAUCAAGCCCUUCCUCCACUGGCCCCUGAAGUCCACUCACAAUAUUGCCUUCCUGAUUGGGAGUUUUUUCGUGGAAACUGUUACUACAUGAACAGAAACUUCAACUCUUGGAGCGACGCCGUGAGUUACUGUGCAAACUUCGGGGGGACUUUGGCAGCUGUGCACAACCCUCUGGAGUAUAACCACCUCCAGUACAUGGUGGGCAGAGCAGGCUUCGCCAACGCCUGGAUUGGAGGGUACCACUUUGAGAGCUCUUGGCGGUGGCAGGACGGCUCUUACUUCGACUAUUACAACUUCAUAAGCGGAGGCUCCGGUACAACCCACAAGUGUCUGACGAUGAACUCUCAGACUGGUCAAGGCUGGUUCAGUUCAAACUGCCUCUUCGCUGUUCCCUCAAUCUGUCAGAUAAAAGUGCAGUGUUAAAAUCAUAGACUGAAUAUUUACAUGUUUAUGGAGUCUGUGGUUAAAAUCCACUUGUUUUGAUGAUGUCAUGAUGAUACUGGAUGUUACUGUUUUCAAAUAAAAUUAUUAUAACUUGUAAA